This is a messenger RNA of Astyanax mexicanus (Mexican tetra), 577 nucleotides long. Its product is annotated as interferon alpha-7-like. NCBI's taxonomy places the organism in Eukaryota, Metazoa, Chordata, Actinopteri, Characiformes, Acestrorhamphidae. The transcript has 5 exons. Gene Ontology annotation, cellular component: extracellular region. Gene Ontology annotation, biological process: defense response. Bases 1 to 546 code for a protein of 181 amino acids. Gene Ontology annotation, molecular function: cytokine receptor binding. The record is from RefSeq and is a predicted model, not a curated record.
AUGGUUCUGCGGCGUUUCUCCUGGAUAAAUGCCCUUCUUUGCAUGGCACAGGUCUGCUCUGUUCCCGUGAAGUGCAGUCUCCAGCGGAGACUCGUACAGACUUGUCACCAUCUCCUGGAUAGCAUGGGGGGUGCAUUUCCUUUUCGGUGCCUUGACAAUUAUGUAUUGGUUCCAUUUCCCAAAGCUGCAUUUGAGUCCAACACCAGGCAAGAGACUGUUGCAUUGGAAAAGUCCAUUUACAUAACACUUGAGUACAUCAACUCCAUGUUAAACGAUCAUGAGCUCCCCGACCAGUGGACCUCCCAGGAGAAACUGGACUAUUUUCUUCACAUCGUGUUCCGACUGAUUGAGGAAAACAAAUGUGUCAUGAGCAAAACCCAGGAUUCACUGGACGACUUCCUUAAAAGAGAAGCCUCCCUCAGAGCAUACUUCCAGAAUAUAACUGCAGUUCUAAUAGAAAAGGACUACCAAUACUGCGCUUGGGAGUUUGCAAGGUUUGAAAUUUUGCAUGCUCUGCAGUUUAUAUUGAAUAAUGACUCCCAAUGAAGUGCAGUCCCAGUGAAGGAAUGGAGGACAU